This is a messenger RNA of Alternaria atra, 1302 nucleotides long. RefSeq lists its product as uncharacterized. The transcript has 2 exons. The record is from RefSeq and is a predicted model, not a curated record. The coding region runs from base 1 to 1302 and encodes 433 amino acids. NCBI's taxonomy places the organism in Eukaryota, Fungi, Ascomycota, Dothideomycetes, Pleosporales, Pleosporaceae.
AUGGCGACGUUGUACGAUGACAUCAACGGGUCGCGCUACCUCUCGUCGUCCAUCUCGUCGCUGUCAACAUCGCGGCAACAAUCAUCGCAGAUCGCCAAAGCCUACCGACAGGCCGCCCAACUGUUCCUGACGCGACGUCUGCCGGAAGCGCUAUCGACCAUCGAGCCCAUCAUUACUCCGCCGCCAGUUGAUGAGAUCAAUGGCGACAAAGGCGAACUCGUGGGUCAUGCCCCAGUCGCAACCGCGUCACGGGGGACCAGGGUGAAGGUGUGGAGCUUCUACCUCACCUUCCUCAAUGCCGUAAUAGAGCUGGGCGCCGAAGAGGGAAAGCACGCCUUUGGGAGCACGAGAUGGAAGCAAUUGGUGUCGCAGUGCCGCGAUGGCAGCAUCUGGGACAACGUGGUACGCGACGGUUAUGCCGGGGUUGAGGGAGAUGUCGACGCCGAUGUUGUGGUCAACUUGGCGACACUUCUCCUCACCCAUGCGCCUUCCCAGAGGCUCAACCAGCAGAAGCUCGAGACGUACCUCUCCGCGACCGCCAACCCAACCCUCGAUGUUGCCUCACACAUGUCUUCUCCUGCAUACACGGAGAAACGACCAGGCCACCGCAGGCAACAUACCGGUACAGACACGCCACGCGACCUAGAAAAGCGCAUCAAGCUGCUCGAGCUAUAUACCCUGCAUAUUUUGCCAAGAAACGAGGAAUGGGACUACGCCCGCGAGUUCAUCAGCAUGUCCGAAGUGCUCGAUGAAGAGCGCAAGGAAGCAUUCCUACUCGCCUUGCACUCUCUCAAAGAAGAGAAGGAGGACACAGAGGCCCGGGAAGAGAAGCUACGUCAGCAACAACAGGAGCAGAUGGAGGAGCGCCGCAGAGAAACCGAAGCCAAGCGCCUCGAACAAUCUCGCGCAGAAGACGAACGUCGGAAACGCGAAGAAGAGAACAGACGGCAGCCCCGCGGCUCAGACGAGCGCUUCCGCAAACCUCAACCAACUCCCCAACCCACGCCAUCGCAGUCUUCCCGAACCUCCCGCACACCUGCCAAGAAACCCAUCACACCACCACCCGGCUUCUACAACCGAGCAUCUACCAUGUUUGCAAAUAUACAGUCCAUGAUAUCCAAUACGGCCCAUCAAAUGACUGCUAAUCCUAUGGCUUUCUUCCGUACCUUACUUUUCUUACUGGCUUUUGGCUUGGCCUUUGGGAGACGGGACCUCAGAGAGAGAAUACUCCGGAUCAUACGAAAUGCGUGGGAGAAGGUGAGGCGCACCGUCGGUAUGGGUGUCAAGGUUUCCUACAUCUAA